This is a messenger RNA of Psammomys obesus (fat sand rat), 990 nucleotides long. RefSeq names its product vomeronasal type-1 receptor 4-like. Gene Ontology annotation, cellular component: membrane. Gene Ontology annotation, biological process: G protein-coupled receptor signaling pathway. Lineage: Eukaryota; Metazoa; Chordata; Mammalia; Rodentia; Muridae. Gene Ontology annotation, molecular function: pheromone receptor activity. The coding region runs from base 1 to 990 and encodes 329 amino acids. The transcript has 2 exons. The record is from RefSeq and is a predicted model, not a curated record.
AUGGCCAACGUUUGGGCAGAUUGUGGAGAAUCUUAUGAAAGAAGUGAUGACAAGAAGAUGGUUCCUGAGAACUUUUCAGUGGGGAUGUUUUUCUUGUCCCAGACGGUUGUGGGAAUCCUGGGUAAUUGGUUACUUUUAUUUUAUUAUUUCAUGUCUUUUUUCACUGGAAAGAAUCUAAUGCCCAAAGAUGCGAUUUUAAAACAUGUGACUCUUGCCAACUCAUUGUCUAUUAUCUCAAGAGGAAUUCCUCAAUCAAUGGCCGGGCUUGGGUUGAAAGAUUUCCUGGAUGAUAAUGGAUGUAAAUUUGUUAUGUGCCUGUUUCGUAUAGCCCGAGGAGCUACCCUUCAUUCCUCCAGUCUCCUGAGUUGCUUUCAGGCAAUCACAGUCAGCCAAAGCAACUCCAGGUUUAUGAAGAUUAAACAGAGAGUCAUGAAGUACAUUGUCCCCUCCUGUUCUUUUAGCUGGCUGGCACAUCUAUUUCUAAACAUCAGAAUUGCUAUGACAGUGACUGCCCUUGAUACCAACAGAAAUUUCACUAAGAAAUUAUAUGUGGGCUACUACUGCUCACCAAUUGGUUCUGAUGGCCCUGUAUCUCUUCUGUAUUUCUUCUUUAUUGGUUUCAUUGAUAUUCUCUAUCUAUGUAUCAUGGCCUGGACCAGUAUUUCCAUGGUGAGCUUCCUAUACAGGCAUAAGAAACAUGUACGGAACAUCCACAGUUCCCAGCAUGCCCUCAGAGCAUCUCCUGUAGCCAGAGCCACCCAAGUCAUCCUGAUCCUGGUGUGUACUUACAUCACUUCCUAUGCAAUGUCCUUCAUCUUCAUAUUAUACAUAAUACUCUGUAACAAUCAAAAGCUGUGGUUGAUGAACACACUUGCACUUUUAGAGAACUGUUUCCCUACUCUUUUCCCCUUCAUAGUAAUGAAGAACAACAAUAACAAGAACAACAACUCUACUUUCAGUAUCCAUUUUUCCUGCCACAGGAACAAAUAA